GUAGUAGCGGUUCAUUGCAGCAGCAGCAGGAGCAGUGUGUGUGACUUGUGGACACCGAUGAAGGCUAUGCUAAACGAGAGGCUAUGGACAGACUAGCCGAGUGACCGCUGGAGCCGUGCGCACACUUGGAUCUUUGUUGUCACUCCAAACAUGGACGAACCGAAUAUUCUGAGACGCCGUGGACUUCAGAAGGAGCUGAGUCUUCCUCGCAGAGGGAACAUUUCCCGUAACAACAAGAGGAGGAGUUUGGCUACAGCGACCCCGUCUCCGACCCUGUCCAGACCUCUCUCACCUCUGCCCCUCUCCACAGCUGGCAGCAGUCCUUCAGAAAGUCCCAGGAAUGUCUCUGCCAGCUCAUCUGCCAACUUCCAAUUUGCCCGCAGCCAGCUGGCUCGCAAUGAAAGACCUGAUGGCAGGAGAUGGUCCGUGGCCUCCGUUCCUUCAUCUGGAUACUGCACCAACGCUCCCAGCUCUUCUGUUUCUUCAUCGUCAUCCCAGGAGCUUUUACACCAGCUGCCCUUCCAGCCCACACAGGACGACCUGCACUUCCUGUUUAAACACUUCCGCAGCACCGAGAGCGUGGCGGACGAGGACCCGUCCCACCCCUGUGUGCCCGCGCAGAGGGUCCGCUCCAGGAGUCUCAGCCCUGGCCGGACGUGUGGCUCCUUUGACAAUGAAAUCGUCAUGAUGAACCAUGUGUACAGAGAACGCUUUCCCAAGGCCACAGCUCAGAUGGAGGGCCGGCUCCUGGACAUCAUAGAGGAGUGCUCCCCUGGUUCUGCCCUGCCUCUGGCUGACGGGGUCCUGGGCUUCAUCCAGCACCAGCUGCUGGAGCUGGCCAGAGACUGUCUGGACAAAUCCCAGAACGGCCUGGUCACCUCCAGGUACUUCCUGGAGCUGCAGGAGAAGCUGGACAAGCUGCUGCAUGAGGCGUACGAGCGUUCUGAGAGUGAGGAGGUGUCCAUCAUCAUCAAACUGGUGAAGAAGAUUCUGAUGGUGAUCUCCAGACCUGCCCGCCUCCUCGAGUGUCUGGAGUUUGACCCAGAAGAGUUCUACCAGCGCCUCGAGGUGGCAGAGGGCCAGGCCAAAGUGGGUCACGUCAAAACUGAUAUACCCAAAUACAUCAUCAGCCAGCUGGGCCUGACUAGAGACCCACUGGAAGACAUGGUGCAGCUGGAGCAGACCAGUCCAGGGCACAGAGCCUCCAGCAGAGACUCUGAUGACAUUGGAGAGACUUCACCUUUACAGAGCCGGGCUGCCUGUACCCCCCCUCGCAGGAAACCUCUGGAGAGUGACUUCGAGACCAUUAAACUCAUCAGCAACGGCGCCUAUGGAGCUGUGUACAUGGUGCGCCACAAAGAAACCCGUCAGCGCUUCGCUAUGAAGAAGAUCAACCGUCAGAACCUGAUGCUGAGGAACCAGAUCCAGCAGGUGUUUGUGGAGAGGGACAUCCUGACCUUCGCUGAAAACCCCUUUGUGGUCUCCAUGUUCUGCUCCUUUGAGACCAGGAGGCACCUCUGCAUGGUCAUGGAGUAUGUGGAAGGUGGGGACUGUGCCAACCUGCUGAAGAACAUUGGCCCUCUGCCCGUGGACAUGGCGAGGAUGUACUUCGCCGAGACCGUUUUAGCUUUAGAAUAUCUGCAUAACUACGGCAUCGUCCACCGCGACCUCAAACCAGACAAUCUGUUGAUCACUUCCAUGGGACACAUAAAGCUGACGGACUUCGGUUUGUCAAAGAUCGGUCUGAUGAACAUGACCACCAACUUGUAUGAGGGCCACAUCGAGAAGGACACCAGAGAGUUCAUAGAUAAACAGGUGUGUGGGACCCCGGAGUAUAUCGCCCCAGAGGUGAUUCUGCGACAGGGCUAUGGGAAGCCCGUGGACUGGUGGGCCAUGGGCAUCAUUCUGUACGAGUUCCUGGUUGGGUGUGUGCCGUUCUUUGGGGACACUCCAGAAGAGCUGUUUGGACAAGUCGUGAACGAUGAGAUCAUUUGGCCCGACGAGGAGGAUGCCCUGCCCACUGAUGCCCAGGACCUGAUCACCAGACUGCUCAGACAGAACCCCAUGGAGCGACUGGGCACAGGUGGGACAGCAGAGGUGAAGAUGCACACAUUCUUCUUGGGUCUGGACUGGAAUGGGCUCCUCAGGCAGAAGGCAGAGUUCAUCCCUCAGCUGGAGACCGAUGAGGACACCAGCUACUUCGACACUCGGUCAGAUCGCUACUGUCACUUGGGCUCUGAUGAAGACGAUGAGACCAACGAUGAAGAUACGUCUCUGGAGCUCAGGCAGUUCUCCUCUGUGGCUCACCGCUUCAGCAAGGUGUACAGCAGCACGGAGCACCUGUCCACAUCCACCCCGUCCAAUCCAAGUCUGUCGUCCUCGGAGCGCAGCCACAGCGAGGAGAAGGAGGAGCGCUGGGAGGGCAACGUCAUACUGUCCCCGGAAUGUUACAAACACCUGGCAGCAGACAGGAGGGUGGAGGGACCCAGGGGCAGCCUGCGCCCUCGUGCGUCCUCCAGCUCGUCUCAGUCUGAGCGCAGUGCCAGUCCUUUAGUGAUGAACAGCACCCAGAGCCUGGACGUCAUGCCCCGCUUCGCCAUCUCCGCAGAGGAAGAGGACGGUGUGGUUUCAAACUUGCGUCGCAUCCGUCUCCGUAGUAACAGUACUGGCACACGUCCCUCAUUCAGGAGAGGGGCGUCACGGAGGAUCGCCCACCAGCUCGAAACACCAGAGAAACAGAAGCCCGCAGUGGGGAAGGUGCCCAAGUCCGCCUCUGUGUCCGGACUGUCUCUCAUCAUCACACCAGAUGAGUCCGGCGCUCCUCCCAGCAGCCCCAAAUCGUCCCUGUCUCUGUCGUCCAACCCCUCUUCCAGAGACUCCUCCCCUAGCAGAGACCUGUCCGUCACCGUGAGCUGUCUCCGCCCCCCCGUCGUCAUCCACAGUUCAGGAAAACGCUUCGGCUUCGCGCUCAGAGCCAUCAGAGUCUAUAUGGGAGACAGUGACGUGUACACUGUGCAUCACAUGGUCUGGUGUGUGGAGGAGGGCAGCCCAGCGCAUGAAGCAGGACUCAGAGCUGGAGACCUCAUCACUCACGUGAAUGGAGAGUCUGUGCAGGGCCUGGUGCACACAGAGGUGGUGGAGCUGCUGCUUAAGAGUGGAAACAGAGUGACCCUUCAGACCACAGCCCUGGAGAACACGUCCAUUAAAGUGGGCCCUGCACGGAAAGCCAGCUACAGAGCCAAGAUGGCACGAAGGAGCAAGAAGAGCAAGAGGAAGGACGGCCAGGACAGCAGACGGAGGAGCAUUCUGAAGAAGCUGUCGAAGCACACGCCCCCCGCCCCCCUCCACAGCAGCCGCAGCUUCUCCUCUGGCUUCCACCAGUCCUCCAGCGACAGCCUCUCCGGUUCCCCCACUCAGAGCCUCUCUCCUGGACCUUCCACGCCCUGUCGCUCCCCUGCCCCCGACCACUCUGGAGACUCCAGCUCCUCCCCCUGCUCCAGCUCACCCAACUCCCCCGUCCCCCAGGCGCGCCCCAGCUCCCUCCACGUCCUGGGGCGCUACACCAAGGCCGGCCGCUGCAAGUCCACCAGCAGCAUCCCCCCAUCCCCUCUGGCCUGCAUCCCCCCUCCCACCCAGCCCCUCCCCCAGUGCUCCCCGUCCUGCCUCCCCGCGCACCCCAAAUCCCUCCAGACCUUCCACGGCAAAACCCUGUCCCCGCCCACCAUCGCCCGCCACUCUGUCCGACCGAGAAGCGCCGAACCCCCGAGAUCUCCGCUCCUCAAGAGGGUCCAGUCUGCGGAGAAACUGACCGGAGACAAGAGCCACGAGAGGAAGGCGUACAGCACCAGACGCCACACUAUGGAAGUCCCGUUAUCCGAAAGCGAAGGGUUGGAAGACGGCGAACUGGAUACGGCGACCGGCUUCGUUUGCGUCGGUGAACACGGUCGUCAGGGUCUUUGCAUCGGCUCUCCGCGACUGGGAACGCACCAGGAAUCGCCACAGCACCGCAGUCAUUCCAAAGAAGUGGUAGUGAUGCGGAAGCUGGCCCUCUCCGAAAGAAGGGACUCGUUCAAGAAGCAGGAAGCCGUACAGGAAGUGAGUUUUGACGAUUUGGAAGAGAAGUCUCCGAGUCCGACCAUGCCUGGGACUCCUCCGAAGGGGUUCAAAGCGUCCUGGAUCAACAAUCAAGCGACUACUUCUACGCCUACACAACAGUCAAACUCAAACGCGAAGCAAGACGGGAAGCAGAGGGCGAAAUGUCAGAAAUAACUCAACAAAAUGGAGCUGUUCUCUACGACCUGCUACUGUUUAACUCUACAAAGGCCUUGCAUGUGUCCAAACCACACCCAGUUUCAACUCAACACAAGCGUCGAGAAUCGCAGUUAAAAUCUCGGAUUGAACAAUGACUGCCAAACGCCAGAUAGUUCUAGUUUUUGCUUGUUCACUCGGUUCAGAAAUCACUGUGGCAUCCAAUUUGUAAAUAGUCGUGUUUUUAAUGAAGAAACGUAUUUAAGCCUUUUUAUUGGUUUAGUGGUGAAGGCCUUGGAGACGCGUGUGGACUUUAGAAGCUGCACAAAGCUAUAGUGCGUGGACAGGUUUUCGUUUAGUUUCAGUGACUGUCUGGACUUUACAUUGUCGCGGGUUUGUCCAACUGUUGUGCAUUUUAGAUCCACGUUUAGAAUGAAGAGGGAUGAAGACUUGUGUGGUGCCAAAGAUCGAUUUCUUUUUUUUUUAAACUGUUGUAAGAGGUAUUGUCCUUGUACAUAUAUAAACCUUUGUGCAUGUUAGAUCUCGACAAUGCCAAACCACACGUGAAACUGCUAUGGGAAGUGUAGGAAUGAGAUUUCAAAUAUUCACUGCAUAAAACAAAGCCGUGCCAAGAACAUAUGAGAUGAAUAGAACUGUUCAAAUAAUUCUGUAGUCGAUUAAAGACAUUUAGUUGAAAGGAGGGCGUGGUAAAAGCUCUCAAAACUAUUAUGUAUCUCUGUGUGUCUGACCCAAACUGCACUCACAAGACCACACCUGCAGAGGGAGUUCAGAAUCACACUAAAGCUCAAAUUUUGUCUGUUAAUGUGAUUUUUUUUUUUGCAGGAUCGAUACAUGCUCAAAUCAAUCAGUAUCUCACUUUCUUUACAAAUUUAAAACUACAGCUUUUAUGCAGUGGUCUCUUCUCCUCUCCCUACAUUUCCCGUACAGGUGUAGACUCUCCCUGGUGCCCUCUUCUCUCUCUCCAUCUCUCUUCGUCUCUCUCUGUCUCAUGGAAGUAUAGUAAGAUCUGGAAGAUGAACCAAAACUGGGCUUUGUGUUGUUUUCAAUGCUCUGUGCUCACUGGCGCCAAUUCCCCUCCCCCAAAUGUUUCUCUUCCACAUAUAUUUCCUCAAUAUAGACUCGCUCCUUUCACCCGUGUGACAGAAAUGCGCACCAUGUGACCAGUUCUGACCAAUCAGAGCGAAGCUGCUAGAGCAGAGCCAGUGUGGGGUUAGUACAGUGCUUUUAGGCGCUUUAAGGAUGACGAUUUUUAAAAAUUCUAAAGUUCAUGUUAUGAAAAUAGAGAAGAAUCAGACUUUUGUGAAAGCUGUGAACGCCCUGAUUGCCUUAAAAAUGCUAAGCUGCUCUAAGGGGCAGUUCUUUCUGGGCCUGAGCUGCAGUACCAGGAGCGGCCACUAGUCGAUCUCCCCCCGGAACACAGAGCGAAUUUCUUAUCCGGUUCUUAUUAUAGAUCCAUGGUCUCUAUUUAUCUGUCUCUGUCUUUGGCCGUGUCUCAUUUCUCGUUCCUCACUUCUUUCUCCUUGAUUCUUCUCCUCGAUUCGAUCCUCCUUUUUUCAGCUGUCGAUCAAAUUUGUCAUAUUAAGUGGUGUCCCAAAGAAAACCACGGUGGAUGGAGUAAACAUGAGGGAGGCUUCAGCAGCAGACACCAGAUAAAAGAAUCAAACUUUACUGGUCUCAGUGAGGAGUUUAGAUCCUCUCUCCUCCCCGCGUCUCCUCUGUGGGCGGGACUUCCUCACCCAUUUCCUGCAGAAUCAAGGAGCGAGGAAACCGUACUGAGACGCGGCCUUCUCUCUCUUUCUCCGUCUGUCUCUCUUUGUCUCUCUUCUCUCCUCAUUGCUCAUCCCUCCGUCCGACUCCUAACUUGCAGUCUAGCUCUCGUCGUAUCGUGCCUGUCCAGCUGUUAACCCUCCUCUGUACAGUACGUGACUAACCGCCUCCCUUGGCUGUUCAACUGUUUACAUAUAGAGUGUUUGAGUGUGUCAUUUUUGUUAAAUUAUUCUUUGGAGGAAAAAAAAAAAAAAAGGUUGACCGAGAAUGAAGAAUUUGAACCAGAAGCCUUGAGUGUAUGUAGAAACGAGCUGGUGGAAGUGUCAUUUUUGUAUAUUUUGAUAUUGAAAAUGUCAUGUUGCAAUACUAAUCUCUUCAGCUGUCGGUGUGUAGUUCAAACUGCGUUGGACCUUAUGGUGGACAGCUUUGUGUAUUUUUAUUAAACCCAAAAUAGAGCUGAAAUGCCCAAGUGAAAACUCUAACAAUGUCAAUUAAAACUUUUAUAUUUUUUUUCCAUUUUAAAGAUGCACUGCGUAACUUUUAAGGUCCACAAACUGCUCAUCUCUGUGUUGACGUUCUUGCUUUCUCUGGAAUGUUCCACAGUACGGCAUUAACUGUUUCCAUCAAGUUUCUCUCCAAUCUAUAUGAGUUCUUGCUGAGCGCCUGCUUGCCUCUCCACAGAUCUGACCUGUAACUUGGCCUUGUGGCACUGUCUCCUUGUUGUCAUGUAAAUAAGUUUAAUGCCAUACAGUGGAACAUUCUAGGAAAACAAUAAAAUCAUGUCAAACUGGUGUAGCGGAACUUUAACCAAAAAAAGUGACGUACUGCAUCUUUAAGAAAUGACCUGGGUGCUAAUUAAUGAUUACUGACUAUGAACUGCUUAGAAAACAUCUGACCUAUGAUACUGUACUGAUACUUUGCAGUGCCAUUUCUCUGGGAGGUUCUACAUGCAUGUGUCUGUGGUGGAAUGUUCAGCAGUUGCCAUGGUGACACAAUGCACGUAUUCGCAAACACUGCUAAAAAAAUGUAAAUGAAUCUGAAAAAACUCAAAAUGGAUUGAAACAAAACAUUUUCAGGAGCUUGUGAUCAGUCCGAGCAUAUAUGAUCCAGUUUUUUUUUGUUUUUUUUUCAACGAAACGGUGAGAGCGACUAACUGAAAAACUGUUGGCUUGUAACUGUAACGUUAUUUGAGAAGGAUUUGUUUAACAGCACAAAUCAGCUCACCUGUCAUAGUUCCAACGAAAUCAACCGUUUCUGGUCAGAUUGUGUUAAAACAAAACUCAACCUAAGUCUAACUUGAUUACCAGACCUUCAGACAGAGCAGUGCCUACAGUUAUCACCAUCCCGAAAGCUGCAAAGUAUCAAUCUAGCUACAGCACAGUUCUUAAUCCUUUAUAUAAUGACCCGUGAAUUAAAGAAAGUGUAUAUUGCGUGAUGUGCUUAGGUUGUGACGGGCCGUUGUCCCUCUCCUGACCGUGUCCUGACAGAAGGCCUCAGAGUGUCCUGCCGUGUGAUGGUGAAGACUGAUGUUUGUUUUUAUAUUGUCUUAACAGUGCUUGAAUAAACACAUGCUACAGUGGACAGUAAGAUCCACAACUCAAGA
Messenger RNA from Boleophthalmus pectinirostris (great blue-spotted mudskipper), 7639 nucleotides. It is a transcript of the gene mast3a, whose product is annotated as microtubule associated serine/threonine kinase 3a. The record is from RefSeq and is a predicted model, not a curated record. Gene Ontology annotation, molecular function: protein binding; magnesium ion binding; ATP binding. Gene Ontology annotation, biological process: intracellular signal transduction; peptidyl-serine phosphorylation. Lineage: Eukaryota; Metazoa; Chordata; Actinopteri; Gobiiformes; Gobiidae.